GCAAACGUUUGUGGAGUGUCAUGGAGUUCUGGCUCUAUCAGAUGCGACCAUAUAUGCUUCGCAGCUGGUGCAAGGCUUGAUGGCCCUACAUGCAGUCGGUAUCGUCCAUUGCAACAUCAAUCCUAGCGUCCUCCUCAUCGAGAAUGGCUGUGUUGUUAUCGCCGACUUCGGGUACGCUCAAAUUGGCAUGGACAGCCUGACUCGCUCCGUUCGGAAGAAACCACAUCGCCAGCGGAAGGGAGAGGUGGAACCGUAUCAAGCACCGGAACUCUUGCUUGACUGGUCUCCUCAUGUUGCUUCGGAUUGGUGGGGCUUCGGACUGGUCCUGUAUUACAUGCUCACGGCUAAGCAGCGGCGCAUAUUUCUGUUGUCAUCAAUAAGAUUCUGCAUGGCAACUUCCCCAUGUGGCUGGUUGAGGGGGAAGACAGCGCCCUCGGUGACCUGCUUCGCAAGUGUCUCGAACGCAAUCCGGCAUUGCGCUUGUGCGGCGAAGGCGUGAAAGCACAUCCAUUUUUCUCCGACACAGAUUGGGAACUUGAUCCGAUGAAUACUCCUCUAGGUCUUGAUUUCUCAAGCGUGCUCCGGCGCUGACUAACAUCGUUAAGCAGCUUCAGCGUGUUAUAACGGCGUUGCGAACAGCUCUGAGAACUUCGCGUACACCUCAACCACAAAGCGUACCUCAGAAGACACUAACGGGAUUCACGGAACAGGAACUUUGCUGUCGUCUCCACAGGAUCUCAUGGAUGUGGAUGACUUCUCGUUCGCCUGGGAAUUUGGGACU
Fomitopsis serialis is the source of this 781-nucleotide messenger RNA. RefSeq names its product kinase-like domain-containing protein. Lineage: Eukaryota; Fungi; Basidiomycota; Agaricomycetes; Polyporales; Fomitopsidaceae. Gene Ontology annotation, molecular function: microtubule binding; protein kinase activity; ATP binding. Gene Ontology annotation, biological process: protein phosphorylation; phragmoplast assembly; cytokinesis by cell plate formation. The record is from RefSeq and is a predicted model, not a curated record. Bases 80 to 499 code for a protein of 139 amino acids. The transcript is spliced from 5 exons.